AUGGCAGGGAGCUCGGUGGUGAUUCAAUCCGACAACCGAUCUGCGGUAGCAUAUCUCCGCAACGAGGAGGGAAUGAAAUCUCAACCACUAACGAACCUAAAUCACCGCAUACUUCGAAUCUUCGACGAUCAACAGAUACACUUCAAAAUCCAUCACACUCCGGGUCUAUUUAAUCCACAAGCGGAUUCCUUGACCAGGCUUCACCGUCUUCCGGAGUUGCAUUUAAUGCCAAAUUGCACGAAGAUCGUGUUUAUGAAAAUGGGAACGCCUGUGAUAGACCUGUUUGCGUCAAAGACCGCCCGAGUGAUAGAGAAUUAUGCAACCUUAGAUCUCAAGGAUCACGAGGCAAUGUGUGAUACAUUGUGA
This is a messenger RNA of Vanessa atalanta (red admiral), 366 nucleotides long. RefSeq lists its product as uncharacterized. The coding region runs from base 1 to 366 and encodes 121 amino acids. The record is from RefSeq and is a predicted model, not a curated record. NCBI's taxonomy places the organism in Eukaryota, Metazoa, Arthropoda, Insecta, Lepidoptera, Nymphalidae. The transcript has a single exon.